Molecule: messenger RNA, 1947 nt
Organism: Aspergillus uvarum CBS 121591
Lineage: Eukaryota; Fungi; Ascomycota; Eurotiomycetes; Eurotiales; Aspergillaceae
Exons: 5
Coding region: 1-1947 (648 amino acids)
Source: RefSeq, a predicted model, not a curated record
AUGACUCAUUCGGUCGAUUACAAGUCUUUGUUCCUGAAAGCCGAGAAGAAAUCAAAGAAAGCUGACGAAGAACGAAGGAAAGCCGAGGAGGGAAGGAGGCAGGAGAAGAUACUGAGAGAGCAGGCAGAAGCACGAAAUCGCCAGACUACCUUCGAAGAAUUUAUUCAAUAUUGUCAUAAUCUUCUUUCAAAGCCUCUAAAAGCCGGAGAUCCCGCUCAGUCUACUACUGGCAAGAUUCCCUCCCCUACCGGCAAGUACUGCCCUCUACGACUGGAAUCCUGGACAGAUUGUGUCUCUAAGCAACAGCGGGUUUACAACUCAGUUCGUCAAUAUCUCCAUCCUCUGGGCAGCGAAGCACCGCGAUUAUUCAGUCCCUGCAUUGUACUAGAAGAGUACGGGCAGCGUUUUGCCGCCCGACCCAUCACGAGCGAAAAGGACCUGGAGGUGUAUGAGCGUUUCGCUGUGGAAAAUCAUGUUUUUGAUAUUAUCUCAGCGCUGUGCAAGAUACCGAGUGCUCGGGAGGAAUUCGGCCUAGGGGACGGGGUGUGGUUCGACAACCACGCCAAUGCUCUUGACGAAAAUACCAGGACCUUGUUGACUACAGUCGAGUACAAACCGCUGUAUAGACUGUCUAACGAGAAUCUUAGGGCGGGACUUCGACCGAUGAACUUUUACUACGAGAUUGUCGACCCAGAAACAGUUCCUACUGACGGGCCGGAGAAAUUAAGAUAUAACGCCGCUCACCUUGCCGGCUCUGCGAUCGUUCAGGAAUACCAUGUGAUGAUUCAGGAAGGUCUGGAGUACUUAUACUUGACUACUGGGCUUGGGGUUGUGCUCCUACGGGUGCCCGACGACUGCUCGACUUUGUACUACUACUUGGGCGAGCCGAAUCUCGACGUCGAGAGUGUUAUUGAGGGCCCUCGGACAGCAAAAGAGAGAGUGCUUUGUCUGUGCCUUAUGAGCUUCCAGUCGGCCUAUCGAGAUCAAUCCUGGCGGAACGCUGCUCGAUCACAGCUCUCAAUCUGGAAAACUAGUUUCGGCCAUGCACGAUCCCAAAUUUUACCGGGCGAGUUGCGACAGAAGCCUCCAGGAUCCGAUUACACCAGCCUGGAAUAUACUAGCUCGGAGAUGACGUCAUCUGAAUACCAGCCAUCAUCUCCUUUCAAAUCGCCUGCCUCCCUCAGUCGCCGCCCGUCCACUCGUUCCACUCGUUCCACUCGCUGUGCGCCUGCCAAUGUCAACCGUCGCGAGGAUUCUUCAGAGCCUGAUGAUGAUUUGACACCUGCUGCGCAACGAAAGCGCGAAUCCCCUCAACGCCAUGUCGGUCGAUUUCGCCCACACUCUUAUGAGUUUUGCACGCAAAAAUGUCUUUUGAGUUUGCAGCGCAGCGAUGUCUUAGACCCACAAUGCCCAAAUGUGAAGCUUCAUCGAGCUGUCCUGAAGACCGACCGUCACCCAAUCCGAGCCGCUGAAUUAGUCUCCUUGGUCAAGCAACGGUUGGACAAGAACCUGGACGAAUACUAUACUCUAUUCGGCCAAUGUGGGUCAUACGGCGCACCAUUCAAAGUCACAUGUGCCGCAUACGGCUACACAGUGGUGGGGAAGGGCACAACUUCACAGCUAUGGCAUGAGGUAUUGCAGGAAGCAGAGAUCUAUCAUAUUUUGCAGAGCAUUCAAGGCUCUGCAGUGCCAGUGUUUCUGGGGCUUCUCAAUUUGGCUAAGAUUUACUUCCUCCACGGUGCAGGUGAGAUUCGCCAUAUGCUACUAAUGAGCUGGGGGGGGGAAGAAAGUAUUCUAUCAUUGGGUAUCGUGCAUGACGACCUUCGCCCAGAGAAUCUUUUGUGGAAUGAAGAACUACAACAAGUAUUGAUUAUCGAUUUCCACCAGUGUCACUUGAAUCAUCAACUACUACUUCCAAAGCCGACUUCAGUAGAAAACGACACUUGA